AUGGCACCUAAAGAUUCCAAUAAUUGCUUACGAGACGUGAGUAAUACAAGAACUUCAUCACAUUCUCCGUCUACACAGGGAAACGUAUUCAAAAGAUUGGGGACAUCACCGUCGAUGAGGUAUCCUAAUGGCUUGUCAAAGCCCCCUGCAAGAGUUUCGCCCGCUAGGAAAAGUCCUGUAAAACCACUACUUCAAUUGACCCCGAAAAGAAUACAAUCUCCAGAAUGCCUUCGAGAAUACAACCCCAAAUUUAUGCAUAGCGGUGGAAGUCCCUCUAUUGAUGAUAACCUUACUUCUAAAGUGGAAAAUAGGGGUUCGACAACUAGUAUAUUGUUCCCAACUUCACCAACUAGAACAAUUUUUGCCAACGAGAGGAAAAUUGGAGGUGAUGGAUCGUUGGGAAGAAUUAGAUCAAGAUUUACUAAUGGACUUUUAUCACCGCAGAAAAGGUUGGCACCAACUCCGAUGAAAAAUAGAUUAGAACAUGCAAUGGAGAGUGAUAAUACUUCUGAUAAUAGUAAUAAUGAGUUGCAGGCAAAAAAUCUUUUUGAGAAGUUGAAAGAAGCAGAAAAAAUGGAACAAGAAACUAAUCAAGAGCGUUCCAAGACUCAACCUCACAAGAAAAGUGUUAAAUUUGAAUUACCUCGAAAGGAUUCCAAAGAGGCCCUGAAAAAGGAAUUACAAGCAUUAAAAGAAUUGUUAAAAGAGGCUACGAGGCGACAGUCUGAAUUAGAAGUUCGUCUGUCGAAAUUAGAGGAAGGCCAAGACUAA
Molecule: messenger RNA, 771 nt
Organism: Zygosaccharomyces rouxii
Lineage: Eukaryota; Fungi; Ascomycota; Saccharomycetes; Saccharomycetales; Saccharomycetaceae
Gene: FIN1
Product: Fin1p
Exons: 1
Coding region: 1-771 (256 amino acids)
Source: RefSeq, a predicted model, not a curated record